Durio zibethinus is the source of this 3631-nucleotide messenger RNA. RefSeq lists its product as uncharacterized. NCBI's taxonomy places the organism in Eukaryota, Viridiplantae, Streptophyta, Magnoliopsida, Malvales, Malvaceae. The record is from RefSeq and is a predicted model, not a curated record.
AUGGAAGAGGAAAUUUGAUGUCAGACACACGCACAACACCAUUUCGCACUAGUCCCUUGCAGUUAGUAUCAGCAUUCUCAACACCCCAAGCUUCAGUUUCGUCCUCUUUUAACUAAUUCAAAACCACUGAACAAGUAUCACGACCAACAUGCAAAACUUUAUGCAUGCUAUCACCAUAUGCUUUCUUUAAAACGGAAAUCGCUCGUUGAACCUCAAAUGUGCAGGAAAAGUCAUCUGCACAUGACCAUCAAAUCCCAUUUUAAAACUAAAGGUCACUUCUUACAUAACAGUAUAUCAACAGGCAUAAGGAUACAAACCCAUCUUUAUAAAGCAUCAACAAACACAUUCAAGACGCGGACUUUCUUUAUAUGCAAAUUCAAGCAAAAAAAAAAAAAAAUUUACCUUCAACACGGGUUAACAGGUUCCUUUAUGCCUCCGGAUCGACCUAUUGCAGGAAAAAUUAUUCUGAUCUGAUAUGAUCAACUUGGAAAUAUAAAAGUUCAUGAUGGAUCAUUUAUUACAGAUUAAGUAAUUAAUCAAUGUUUAAUUAAUAAGUCUAAUCAGAAAAGCAAACCUGAGCCGCUAUGAUAAUACGUUACAAUAAGAAAUACGCCCUGACAAAUUAAAAAAGUAAAAAUAAAAAUUCAAAUAAAAGGACAAAAUUUGUAGAAACAUGAACAAAUAAACAAAAAAAGAGUACCAGGACAAUUAGAAGAACGGAGAAAAGGAGGAGAGCGAGAUCUGGAAUGCGAAAAGAGAGCAGCUCCGCCGCCGGCGUCUCCAUAUCGUCUAGAGGAAUUCACUGGCCUCCUCGACAUGCCUACGAAUUUUUAUUACCCAGAGACAGAUUGAAUGAUGUGUAUUAUUGUGCGAGAAGAGGGAGAAUCGGAUCUCAGUUUUAUUUUUAAAUUAAUUUUAAUAAAAGAAAAAAAGAGAAAAGCUUUGGGGUUAAUCGGCGCGUUCAUGUCGGCCGUGACAUCCAACGGUCACAAAAAUGAAGCCUUUAUAAUCUCUUUGGCCCAAUGUCGGCCUGAUUUUAAGCCCUUAACUUAAAAGGCCUCGUCUACGAAGAAUCAAUCGAGUUCUAGAACUCUAUUGCUUAUUUAUUUAUUACUGCAAAUUCAGGUUUUAAGAGGAUCAAAUUCAAAGGCGGUGAAAAGAAAUAGAUUGAAGUCGAUUGUGAAACUCUACCCGUGCUAUUAGCGUUUGGAUUGAAAUUGAAUUGAAGCAAACGGAUUGUUGAAAUUUCGAUAUUCGGAAAUUGAGGAAUCAAAAGCAAUGGGAGGCGAUGAUGCUGAUAGGGCUUAUAAAGAGAAAGAGGACGACCCCAAACUUUGGGGAAUUUUCCUCUUUGGUUUAAUCGGCGCCACUGCGACAACUUUCGCUUUAGCCAGGUCACAAUCAUCAUGGAAAGGAGGUUCUUUUCGAACAUCCAUUCAGGAGGAAGCAUGGAAAUGGUAUAAUCGUAGAAUGCAAGAAGAGUAUGAGGAAGAAAUGGAGAGAGUGGAGCGAAUAAAGCGCAUGCAAAGUGUGUUCAACAGGGAGAGAAACAAAUACAAAAGGAGCUAUGAGAGUUGGAAGGAAAAUGGUCCUGGUGCUUAUCAUCAGCACUUCCAGCGAGAUGAUUGGUAUUGGAAGGCAGAUGCAUCAUACAGAGAUCAGCGAACCAAUCACAGGCAACCUCAAAGAGAUAGUGCAGGCUAUCCAUUAUCACAUCACUACUCAGUUUUAGGUCUUGACAGGUCCAGAACGGAACCAUAUACAGAAGAUGAGAUUAAGACGGCAUUCAGGACGAAGGCAAAACAAUUCCAUCCGGAUCAGAACCAGGAUAAUAAAGAAGUUGCAGAGGCAAAAUUUAAGGAUUUAAUGACCUCCUACGAGGCCAUAAAGCAAGAAAGGAAGAACAUGAAGGCAUAAAAAUCUGAUCAAUCCUGCAUAAAGUUGGGGAAGUGAAGAGCAAUAAUAGGGAUGUAGAAUAUUGAAAGCCCUAUACUUCUACCUCUAUGGUUUAGAGAGUGGACAUAGAUCAAAACUUUCUUUCUGGAAUCAACUGAGUUUAUAGUGACGUUGUAUAUCUAGGCUUUUAGUGGGAGAUGAAUAAUGAAUUUUUUUUUCUAUGCAUGCAUAAUGCAAGGGGGUGGUAAUGUAUUUUUUAGGCAUGAUACCAUGCUUUGACAGUCCUCAUUCCAAUUUCUUGAAUGAUGUAGAGAAAAAUAAUGAUUUGGCUCGUUACUCAUCUCUUAGCUUAUACGACUUAAUAAUAAUAAUAAUAAUAGCCUAUAUGACUUAAACUUUAAACAAAAAACUGCUUCACACUAGCAGAAAAAUUCCACAGGAUAUGCACCAAAGCUUCUUUUAGCAUAGUAUCCUGUCGAUUAUAAGUUUCUUUUAGCAUCUUCUCUGUGCUAGUUAGAAUUAAGAUAACAGAUUGAUCUCUCUGAACUCAAGAGUCAGAGCGGUACUUUGAUGAUUGAGAUUCAUACUUCAAUUCAUCCACAAUCACAACAAUAACAAAAGUAAUAGUGAAAACAAAUAUGGUGAAAGUCAUCCACCCCAAAUAAUUGGUCAAUGAGACGAGAUUGGAGUUUUUGUGCGAUAAUAAAUUUUUCUUUUAGGUUGUGCAUUUCAUCUUUUUUUCAUUCACUUUCCUUUCCAGGCAGUAUGCUUGGUUUUACAAUGGCCAAUUGAUUACAUAUAAUUAUCAAUAACUGCAGCUAAGCACCACUCUUUCUCAGAAAGCCUCAAAACAAAUUGUUCCAGAGUUACAGAAAUAAAACAUCAAAGAACUGGACUGCAUAACAACACAAAGAAACUACUGAAACACUCAAUGCCACUCACACCCAAGCAAUGAACAAAUCAUGUCUCCUUACACCAGCUUAACCAACCCAUCAGCCAAACAAUUCUUUCCCUUAGAAUAUACUGGAAUUUGAAAGGCUUUAAACUAUUGACUAGAUAGUUUGUGUUCAAAGUUCCCAAGUCUGCCAACUUACUAUGAAAAUUCUACCUGACAACAUUAAUUUACAGGCCUAUCCAACAAAAAAGGAUACAGACGGUGUCCAUGUUCCUAACGAUGAUCAAGGCUUAACAAUUUAUAUUAAGAAACAGUAAUUAAGGAACAUACUUACAGCCACUUACCGCCCUUCCAUAUUUGGAAACCUCUGACCUGGAAAACUGAAAACCUAUAUUUAUAACAAUCAGAAAAGUCCUUGACAUGUCAAAAGGCUCAAAUUAUUUCUUUGUAAUCACAUUGAGCAUAUUAGCUACAGAAACACUGCUAUAAAAGCUUAAUGCAUUUUUUUACAACACAGACAGGUUUAUUAAAAGAUGAAGACGAAGAAGAAGAUGGCCAUGAUGACAUAAAUAUAGCAUAUAAGGAGUUAAGGUUGGCAGUAGAUCUAAACAAAGAAUCAAUCAGAAGUCCACCAAUAGAAAAAAAUGGCUAAAUUUGGCAAAAUAAAAAAGUGGUUUAAACCAUCAGCAAGCAAACAUAGAUUAUGACUUGUAAGUUCGGGAAUCAAAAUAAACUUAAGUUGCUUUUACCUGUAAAUAGUACAACUCCAUCAGCAGAUACUCUUACAAAAUCAGGAAUUGUCUUGUUGAGAUAUCUUGGAGACAACUAAUCUAAUGCAUC